Sphaerodactylus townsendi is the source of this 585-nucleotide messenger RNA. RefSeq names its product RNA polymerase II subunit I (gene POLR2I). Bases 57 to 434 code for a protein of 125 amino acids. Gene Ontology annotation, cellular component: RNA polymerase II, core complex. The transcript has 6 exons. The record is from RefSeq and is a predicted model, not a curated record. Lineage: Eukaryota; Metazoa; Chordata; Lepidosauria; Squamata; Sphaerodactylidae. Gene Ontology annotation, biological process: transcription-coupled nucleotide-excision repair; transcription initiation at RNA polymerase II promoter; DNA-templated transcription. Gene Ontology annotation, molecular function: nucleic acid binding; DNA-directed RNA polymerase activity; zinc ion binding.
UGCGCCUGCGCCUCGUGAGCUCCGCGCGUGCGCACUGCUGUCACGAGUCAGUUGCCAUGGAGUCGGAAGGGGCCUACGAGCCGGGCUUCGUGGGGAUCCGUUUCUGCCAGGAAUGCAACAACAUGUUGUAUCCCAAGGAAGACAAAGAGAACCGGAUCCUUUUGUAUGCGUGCCGGAACUGUGACUACCAGCAGGAAGCUGACAACAGUUGCAUCUACGUCAACAAGAUCACACACGAAGUGGACGAACUGACCCAGAUCAUCGCCGACGUUUCUCAGGACCCGACUCUGCCCCGAACAGAGGACCAUCCCUGUCAGAAGUGCGGCCACAAGGAAGCAGUAUUCUUUCAGUCCCACAGUGCGAGGGCAGAGGAUGCCAUGCGGCUGUAUUACGUCUGCACAGCUCCCCACUGCGGGCACCGCUGGACCGAGUAAAGAGCCGGGCGGUGGGAAGCUGCCCCCCAGCAAAGCCCCUCUUCCUUUUCGCCCGGAAACACCCUCUUGUCCCGAAGCUCCUGCCUCUGCUUCCGGGUUCUGUGAACUGUUGUGAAGCCUGUUAAUAAAGCUGGUUUAUUUUUUAAAAGAA